CCCCAGCUCACUUAUUUAAUCUUAAUCCACCACUGUCAUCCACUCUGCCCACCAUGGUGUCGCAGGGGCUGGAGCAGACGAUCGUUCGGGAUCCGGCUCUUUUCUACUGGAUCCUGAUUCCCAUCUCCAUUGUCAUGAUCCUGACCGGUAUCCUCCGUCACUACGCAACCGUCCUGAUGAACACCCCCCCGAAGCCGCCCUCAACGCUGGCCGAAUCUCGCGAGCGCCUCUCCAUCCUGCGCGGCGUCAACCUGCGCAACAAUGCCUCUGCAGUCCUCACAAAGGAAGCCUUCGAGGCACGGAAGAACUACCUCGUCUCUGCGUACCAGAAUGGCGAGUUUCUGAAAGACCCGGAGAACCGCGGCCAAGCGCCGGCCAACCCGAUGACGGAUCCCGCCGGCAUGGAGGCCAUGAUGGGCAUGAUGAAGGGGAACAUGAUGAUGAUGAUCCCGCAGACGCUGAUCAUGAGUUGGAUUAAUGCGUUCUUCUCGGGGUUUGUUAUCUUGAAAUUGCCGUUCCCUCUGACCAUCCGGUUCAAGUCGAUGCUGCAGUCUGGUGUUAUGACUCGUGACCUCGAUGUGAGAUGGGUGUCGAGCUUGUCGUGGUAUUUCUUGAAUCUGUUUGGCUUGCAGUCUGUCUUUGGUUUUAUUCUGGGCAGCGACAAUGCCGCCAACCACAUGUCUCAACAGAUGUCCUCGAUGAACCCUGCCGCUGGCGUUAACCCUUUCCAACCCGGCCAAGACCCCGACAAGCUGUAUCAAAGCGAGGCCGAGAACCUGGAAGUCCUGGAGCAUUUUUGCAUCCUUGAUGGGAUUGAGGAUCGGAUCCUCCACAACAUCGCCCCGAAGUAUGGUUAUACCUUCUAAGUAGCUUGCUACGGGUGCAUCCACUUUUUGCUUUGAUCUUGGAAGAAAUGUAUGGCUGAGCGAUUGGUACGACAUAAAAUAAGAGAGAAAGGCGUCUAAUAUCAUAUUUCAUUGUCCUGGUUACAUACAUUGUACUACUUGCUCAAGGCUUUAUAAUACAAGGAUAU
Molecule: messenger RNA, 1033 nt
Organism: Aspergillus campestris IBT 28561
Lineage: Eukaryota; Fungi; Ascomycota; Eurotiomycetes; Eurotiales; Aspergillaceae
Product: ER membrane complex subunit EMC3
Exons: 5
Coding region: 54-866 (270 amino acids)
Biological process (GO): protein folding in endoplasmic reticulum
Cellular component (GO): membrane; EMC complex
Source: RefSeq, a predicted model, not a curated record